GGGGCAACUUCUAUGACUAUCAUGCAUUCCAUAGGCAUAUUCACCCACAACAUAUUCUGGUGUCAAUGCCAUGGAUCUGAACCUCAGCAGCAUGUGCAGCUGCUCAAUGCAGGAUUGUUUCCAGCCAGUAUAUCACAUCCUCAAACUGCUUUCACCUUUGAAGUCCUUGAUCAUUUCCUCAUUGAUGCACUUGAAUGCAAGACCUCUGCCAUGAGCUUCUUUCCAAAGCUUCAUUGUCUCACAAAUAAUGCUUCUCCAGACUUUGUUCUGAAUCAGUAUCAUGAACUCAUGAGGACAUCUCAUCAAUUCAGAGAUUUGAUGAAUCGUAAAAGGUUCAGAUUUGGUCAUGAUAUGAAGGUACAACCUGGUCAGGGUGAGCUAGCUUUAUUCUGUGCUGCCUGUCCACAGUCUGGCAUCAAUAUGCCACUGUCUUGGCAUGACAAAUGGCUGGUUAUGCAGAGAUACAUUGUGGAUGGAAACUUCACUGCUCAACAC
Suillus paluster is the source of this 495-nucleotide messenger RNA. RefSeq lists its product as uncharacterized. The record is from RefSeq and is a predicted model, not a curated record. NCBI's taxonomy places the organism in Eukaryota, Fungi, Basidiomycota, Agaricomycetes, Boletales, Suillaceae. The annotation marks the transcript as partial. The transcript is spliced from 3 exons.